Onychomys torridus (southern grasshopper mouse) is the source of this 851-nucleotide messenger RNA. RefSeq names its product pulmonary surfactant-associated protein A. Bases 60 to 806 code for a protein of 248 amino acids. The transcript has 5 exons. Gene Ontology annotation, molecular function: signaling receptor activity. NCBI's taxonomy places the organism in Eukaryota, Metazoa, Chordata, Mammalia, Rodentia, Cricetidae. The record is from RefSeq and is a predicted model, not a curated record.
CAGGAACUUUGACCUGCGGCCCGGUGUUAUUGUUAGGAGAAGCCACCAGUGCAGUAACCAUGUCACUGUGCUCUUUGGCCUUCGCCCUUUUCUUCACUGUCGUUGCUGGUAUCAAGUGCAAUGGGACAGAAGUAUGUGCCGGAAGCCCUGGUAUCCCUGGCACUCCUGGAAACCAUGGCCUGCCUGGCAGAGAUGGGAGAGAUGGUAUCAAAGGAGACCCUGGACCUCCAGGUCCCAUGGGACCCCCUGGAGGAAUGCCAGGUCUUCCUGGGCGUGAUGGGCUGCCUGGAGCCCCUGGUGCACCUGGAGAACGUGGAGACAAGGGAGAACCUGGAGAAAGGGGUCUUCCAGGGUUUCCAGCUUACCUGGAUGAGGAACUUCAGAAUGAACUCUACGAGAUCAAACAUAAGAUUUUGCAAUUAAUGGGAGUCCUCAGCUUGCAAGGAUCCAUGUUGUCAGUGGGAGAGAAGGUCUUCUCCACCAAUGGGCAGUCAGUCAACUUUGAUACCAUUAGAGAAACAUGUACCAGAGCAGGUGGCAACAUUGCUGUCCCAAGGAAUCCAGAGGAGAAUGAGGCCAUCUCAAGCAUCGUGAACAAGCACAACACCUAUGCCUACCUGGGCAUGGUUGAAGAUGAGACCCCUGGAGAUUUCCAAUACCUGGAUGGGGCUUCUGUGAACUAUACCAACUGGUACCCAGGAGAACCCAAGGGAAGGGGCAAAGAGAAGUGUGUAGAAAUGUAUACAGAUGGGACCUGGAAUGAUAGGAACUGCCUGCAGUACCGGCUGGCCAUUUGUGAGUUUUGAUCAAGCACUUAGAUAGAAAGAUAAAAUCCCACAAUAUCUUUAGCC